AUGAAAAUUUUGCUCCAAUUUCUGGUUAUGUUAAGAAUAUGUUUUCUGGUGACAACAAUACAUAUACUAAAUUUGGAUAAUACAUUAAGUGAUGAUAAUGAAAUGCCAACAAAUUAUUACGGUGCAUCUUUCAUAAACACCGAUGGAAUACAAAAAUUCUGCUCAUCUAAUAUUGAUUGCUACAGUAUGCGGGAGCCAACAUUUUGGUGUCGCUUAGCCGAAAAUCAACAAUGGACUGAAAAAGGAUGUUAUUGUGAUCCAAUUUUGAAAGCAUGCAUUAUUGAACGAAUUACUAAACUUGGUCCUGUAAGUAAAAUCCAUAAUUAUGCAUACUGUAUAUCACAAAUUUUCUGGCAAUGUUCACCAUAUCAAAUUAUAUAA
This is a messenger RNA of Cercopithifilaria johnstoni, 381 nucleotides long. The record is from the annotation of a GenBank genome assembly. NCBI's taxonomy places the organism in Eukaryota, Metazoa, Nematoda, Chromadorea, Rhabditida, Onchocercidae.